AUGUCGUUAGAUACAUUAUUAAUACCAGCAGUCAAUUGGUCUUUAUUUCUAUUAACUAGCUUAGUAAUAUGUCUUCGUACAUAUGCACCACUGAUAUGUAUAUGGAUUCUAAAUCAAUUUUAUUCUCCAUCCAUGACAAUCGAUGCGCUUACAAAUGAAUUAAAAAAUGUAACAUGUGAAUUAAAAACAAUUUCCCCGCAAGAUGAAUUUGCUGCAUAUUCGCGCAAAGAACGACAACGUAAUUCACUUGUUGAACGUCUUAAAACUGAACGAAACAAUAUUGAAACGAAACAAAAAACGUUAUUAACUUAUAUUCGAACGAUUCUCAACAUUGGAACUGUUUUCAUUAUGAUCUUUCUGACAAUACAAACUCGACGAACUGAUAGAACAUUUUUAUUUUAUUUUCCAUUUUUUCGCUUCCCAUUAGUUAUUUGGAUUAUGGCAUUAAAUACAUUUGUUAAUACAGUUACUAAGAUUUAUCUUAGAUAUCUAACAAAUAAAAAAAGUACGGAGAAAUAA
Messenger RNA from Rotaria socialis, 519 nucleotides. NCBI's taxonomy places the organism in Eukaryota, Metazoa, Rotifera, Eurotatoria, Philodinida, Philodinidae. The record is from the annotation of a GenBank genome assembly.